This is a messenger RNA of Paralichthys olivaceus (Japanese flounder), 1710 nucleotides long. The record is from RefSeq and is a predicted model, not a curated record. Lineage: Eukaryota; Metazoa; Chordata; Actinopteri; Pleuronectiformes; Paralichthyidae.
AUGUGGAUCGGUGAUCGUCUCGGGCAAUUAUCCAGUGACUCACAGGACUUCAUUAAGAAGGAGGUUCUGUCCAGACUUCACUUUUCUCCGGUGCCGGUCUUCGCUCUGGGAAACUGGAUCCCUAAAGUGCUCUACUACUGGAGCUGCACGGGACGCAACUGUGGCCUCUCACAGGCCGUCUUCACCUCCGAGGGAUGGAACAUGCCAAUAAUCAUCAAGCGCCUGGAUGCCAGGUACGACUGGCUCAUGGGACAUUGGGAUCAGAGGUCAUAUCGACUGACUGAUGCAGGAAACGGAUGUGAUCCCUCCUCGUCUGUGGCCGGCGCCGUGGCCUGGGUGUCUGAGGGCGGCUGCUCCUUCUUCACUAAGGUGCAGUCCAUGGCCAAAUCCAACGCCUCUGGUGUGCUCGUCUACGCCCUCCCUGGAAACCCGAUCCAGGACAUGAACUGUGUUGAGGAUGAAUGUUAUUCGCCUCUGAACAUCCCAGCUGCCAUGGUGCACCUGGAGCUUUCGGUGGCUCAGGCGCUCCGGUUUGGACAGAAGGUCGUUGUGUCCUUCCAGAACACUCCAUCUCCAAACUUCUUCAUCGGUAUCAACCAACAGGGGGCGCUGGCUGAGAUGGGCUGGUUUCUUUACCCCACGUUCAGCUUCAUCAACUGGCAGGCGCAGUGGUUUGAUUUCUAUGCAGAUCUUCAGAACAAACUUCAAACUCCUGCCAAGGUUGUUUCUGUCUUCGACAAAGUCCAGAUGCAGGGAGACAAAGGAGCGGUGGCGGCAGUCGACUUGCCGUUAGGCUCGUUGGACUUUAACAAACUGGAGCUGGAUGCGUCUCUGUCGUGUCCCGGCAGGAGAGACUCGUCCUGCGCUCAGUGGGAUCACACGGUGCAGCUGUUCGUCUGCUGCGAUCACCUCAGUCCGUACUGCAACAUGGAGCUGAGCCGAUGGAUCACUGCCUUCCGCAGAGGUAUCGGUCGCUGGCUCACAGAUGUGUCUCCCCUCAUCCCACUGCUGGACGGCAACAGAUGCACCUUCACCAUGAAGACGGUGCCGUGGGCGAUGCCUUGGAUCGUUUCCCUCAAUCUGAGAUUCAGCGUCAGCAAUCAGACAGGUAACCACACAGAGAAGCUCCGCCCCUUCAGAGUGAUGUCACUGUACAGCGGCGGGACCUUCGACAAAGACUACAACAAGAGAUUCCAGCCAAUCAAAUUCCCCGUCCCUCCCUCGGCCAUGAAGGUGGAGCUCUACGCCGUCAUCACGGGUCACGGCAGCGACGAAAACGGCUGCGGAGAAUUCUGUGUCACCUCCCACCACUUCUUAAUAAACGCCGUGUUCAACAACACUCGCAUAUUUGACUCUGCAGGAACAGCUCUGGGCUGCGCCAUGCGAGUGAGAGAGGGGGCGGUACCAAAUGAACAUGGGACGUGGCUGUACGGGCGAGGAGGCUGGUGUGACGGACUCCAGGUCAACCCCUGGAGGACAGAUAUCACCAAACAGUUGGACUUGAGCGGAUCUGAAUCCAACACAGUCGUCUACUUCGGUUUGUUCGACGGGCAGGAUCCUCAUCCCUCUCAGCAACCAGGAUACAUCAUCAUGUCGUCUUUUCUCGUCUUCUACAAAUGACGCCGCUUCUUACACGUUGUUCUGCUGUAAUGAUUCUGAUACUGAAUGUACAAUCGAGUCGAAGAUUAAAUUUCUAUUUUCCUACCGCUU